This is a messenger RNA of Capsella rubella, 1766 nucleotides long. RefSeq names its product 1-aminocyclopropane-1-carboxylate synthase 6. NCBI's taxonomy places the organism in Eukaryota, Viridiplantae, Streptophyta, Magnoliopsida, Brassicales, Brassicaceae. Gene Ontology annotation, biological process: biosynthetic process; amino acid metabolic process. The transcript has 4 exons. Bases 86 to 1573 code for a protein of 495 amino acids. The record is from RefSeq and is a predicted model, not a curated record. Gene Ontology annotation, molecular function: pyridoxal phosphate binding; transaminase activity.
CUCACUUCCCAUCCCAGACACAUCAAAAACAAUAACUCCUAAAUCUCUAACACAACAGAACCCAAAAGAAAAAACAAAAAAAAAUAUGGUAUCUUUUGUAACAGAGAAGAAGCAAAAUCUUAACCUAUUGUCUAGAAUCGCCUCCGGUGACGGCCACGGCGAGAACUCGUCGUACUUCGAUGGUUGGAAAGCUUAUGAAGAGAACCCAUUUCACCCAAUUGAUAGACCUGACGGAGUUAUCCAAAUGGGUCUCGCUGAGAAUCAGCUUUGUGGUGAUGUGAUGCGUAAAUGGGUUUUGAAACAUCCAGAAGCUUCGAUUUGUACAGAACAAGGUUUGAAUGGAUUCAGCGACAUUGCAAUCUUCCAGGAUUAUCAUGGCUUACCUGAAUUCAGACAAGCUGUAGCUAAAUUUAUGGAGAAGACAAGAAAUAACAGAGUUAAGUUUGAUCCUGACCGGAUUGUUAUGAGCGGCGGAGCAACCGGAGCACAUGAGACAGUUGCUUUCUGUUUAGCUAAUCCUGGUGAUGGUUUCUUAGUACCAACUCCUUAUUAUCCAGGGUUUGAUAGAGAUUUGAGAUGGAGAACAGGAGUGAAUCUUGUACCUGUUACUUGUCAUAGCUCUGAUGGGUUUAAGAUCACUGUGGAAGCCUUGGAAGCUGCAUAUGAAAAGGCCCGGGAGUCGAAUAUUCCGGUUAAAGGUUUACUUAUGACGAAUCCUUCGAAUCCGCUUGGUACUACGUUAGACAGGGAGUGUUUGAAGUCUCUUGUUAAGUUCACUAAUGAGAAAAAGAUUCAUCUUAUUGCGGAUGAGAUCUAUGCUGCAACUACAUUUGGUCAGUCUGAGUUUAUAAGUGUUGCGGAAGUGAUCGAGGAGAUCGAGGAUUGUAACCGCGAUUUGAUUCAUAUUGUCUAUAGUCUAUCCAAAGAUAUGGGGCUGCCUGGUUUUAGAGUUGGUAUAGUAUACUCUUACAAUGACCGGGUGGUUCAAAUCGCAAGGAAAAUGUCGAGUUUUGGUCUUGUUUCGUCCCAAACGCAGCAUUUAAUCGCCAAAAUGUUAUCCGAUGAAGACUUUGUGGACGAGUUCAUCCGCGAGAGCAAACUACGGUUAGCUGCAAGGCACGCCGAGUUAACCACGGGCUUAGAUGGUUUAGGCAUCGGCUGGUUAAAGGCCGAAGCUGGUUUGUUCCUAUGGAUGGACUUAAGAAACCUCUUGAAGACAGCUACAUUUGAUUCGGAAACCGAACUAUGGCGUGUGAUCAUCCACCAGGUGAAGCUAAACGUAUCUCCAGGCGGUUCGUUCCAUUGCCACGAACCAGGAUGGUUCAGAGUAUGUUUUGCCAACAUGGACCACAAGACGAUGGAGACAGCUCUAGAGAGGAUAAGAGUGUUCACUAGCCAACUAGAGGAAGAGACUAAACCAAUGGCUUCAACAACUAUGAUGGCUAAGAAGAAGAAGAAGUGCUGGCAGAGUAACCUGAGGUUAAGCUUCAACGAUAAAAGACGGUUCGACGAUGGCUUCUUCUCGCCUCAUUCACCUGUGCCGCCUUCUCCGCUAGUCCGUGCACAGACUUAAGAAGACCGUUCAUGUUUUUGACUAGAGACCAGUCGUAAAGUUGAAAGAUCAAAUUCUUUUAACAUUGAUUGUGACAUUUGUCUAAUUUAAUGUAUAGCCUACGACUAUCAAAGUUGAAUUGUUUUAUUAUGUUAUCUCUCUCUGUGUAAUUUUAACCAAUUGAAUAAUGUUAAUGAGAAAUCAGAAUUUGCAA